This is a messenger RNA of Podarcis lilfordi (Lilford's wall lizard), 26990 nucleotides long. Lineage: Eukaryota; Metazoa; Chordata; Lepidosauria; Squamata; Lacertidae. The record is from the annotation of a GenBank genome assembly.
AUGCGUCCCCGGCAGUCAGCGCACAGAGAAGCCUCCCGAGUUCUAGAGAGGCCCGAGCGCGCGGCGCGGCAGCGACUUCCGCUUCCGGCCAGCCUCGCUCUGGGCCCUGCGGCUGGCGGCCGAGCCUUGUGCCUCCGCCAUAUUGUCUGUGUGAGGCCGGCGAGGGAGGCGCGGUGGUGGCUGCUGCCGCCUCCUCCUCAGGUGGGUGGCCGUAGGGGCGCGGGGCGCCUUCCCCGUCCCGAAUGGACCCGGUGGGGGGAGGGGAAAGGGCCCAGAGGCGGGAGAAGGGGGAGGGCGGGGCUUCCUCGACUCCCCCUCCCCCCCAUUUGGAGCCUCAAGGGAGGGGAGGGGGCGGCGCAGUGGGGGGGGCAUAUAUAUAAAAUGAGAAAAUGAGGGGUCUCUGGUUCGAGAAGUGCGGGCUUUGCUUCUUCGCCCCCCCCCCCAUGAGGCAGCUGCAUAUUAUGGCAGCCUCUUGGGGGGGGGAAGGGGAGGGUCCCCAUCCUGGGUGAGGCUGCCAGUGGAGACGCCCCUGGCCGUGAAGGGAGCAGACCCCGCCCACCGACCCCCCCUGUGCACCAGUUGACCACUGGGACAUUUCCUUUUGUUGGGGGGGAGGGGAAAGAAAGAUCCCCCCCAUCCCCAAUUAUGUGAGUCUGGGAACGAAGCAGGACAGUCCUUUGAAAGGUGCCCCCCCUCCAAUGUGGCCCUUCUUGCACUCUAGCAAAAAAAAAAAGGUUAUCUUCCCUCGCCCCCCCCCCCCAAUGUGUGUUCUGGCAUAUUCUUUUGCAUAUGAUGUUGGGUGGGGAGGAAGGAGGGGUCAUGCUGAGGGUCUGCAGUGAUUCUUUUGGGGGCAGAACGGAGAGGAUGUCUCCCUCAAGGGGGGCAGGAAGGGUAGAUCAUGGUGGAUUUGUGUGUGUGAAAGGUUGCUCUUACCAAGGAUCUUUUGCCCCUUUCCAAGGCUGCAUAGGGGAUCUCUGUCUGUGCCAGAGGCUGAAGGGUACCUGUAAAUCUCUUUAUAGGUGAGGUCCGCAAGUGCUUGAGCAUGAGCAUCUUUCAGCAAGGGCUGUUGGACUUGUGGUUCUGGGAGCUUGUUGGACGGUUGAGGAUAGCCUAGGGUGGGGUCAUUAAUACAUGCUAAUCUGCAUUUCAAAAACAGAAACAAAGGUAUUAUCAUUUCCUUGGAUUGUUUUCUCUUUGAGUAAUUGUGGUAGGGCAGUUUAGAAAUCUAGGGUAAAUUUGUGAAAAUUGCUGGUUCCUUUGCCCUAUCAUUAUGGGGGAUAUAAGAAUUACCUGGUUGGAUCAGACCAAGGUCUGUCUAAUUUAGCAUCCUGUUUCCAGCAGUGGACAACUGGAAGCCUCUAGGCACUACUGAGUAGAGUCAUCCCUAGGGAACUUGUAGAGUCCUGACUGAGGUGCUCUUCUCCCAGCUAAUUCCCAAGACAAGCCUCUCUGUCUUCUUAGGACUAUGGUGGGAUGGGAGGUUCUGAUUGCCUUGUUCCAGCUAAAUGUAGGAACAUUUUCUGCACAGUUGAAGAGUGCUCUCCCCAAUUACUGUGGUGCUGAUACUGUGGGGAUUUCUCCCCAUCCUGCAACCAUCUGUAUACAAAGAUCAGACUAGAUAGGAUAGGGCAGAUAUGUGUACCUGAAAACAGUAAAGUGUGGUAUUUUAAAAUUGACUCUUGAUCCUACAAACUUGAUUUCUUGCUGUCUGGGCUUCUGAAGUGCUUUCUGCCCUUGCUUUUUGUUUUAUUUUAAUGAUUUGUUGUCUCUCCUUUUCAUGGAUCAUGCCCAAGAAAGCUGUUCCUUCCUUGAUACGUGCAGUUGGUGUAAAGAGAUGUCUUUUUCCACAGUGAUAGACAAAAGGUAUUAACUCCACACUAGGAAGUCGAGAAGCUGUACGUAAGUUAAUGGGGUUAGAAAUAAGAGAAUGUGAGGAGCCAAAGAAACAUUUCCAGUGAAAGUUUCAGAGCUUCUUACAGUGUUCUAGAUUCCAGUCCUCAUAGCAGUUGGGGGGGAUGAAUAAAAAAUAUUAGAUGCAGAAUAUUUUCCCCAUUGUUGGGUAUGAAUAUAUUUAGCAAGUGCCCAUUUUAGUUCUGUUCAUCUUCAGCUGAAUUGGUUUCCUCCUUAUCCCCAUGAGAAUGUAAUAUUACUAGGUAAGAAACACUCUUUCCCCAUUACCUGACAAGUUGCAUCAUCUGAGUUUGGCUAUAUAUUGGAACACUUUCAUUUAUUCUUGUAGGAAUAGCGGGUUGGGAAGUGAGGGAUAGCCUGAGAAUGUUGCAUGCUGCAUACUGGAGCUUUUAAAUCUUGGGUCUUUAGGGAGGACUUCUCCUUUCUUUACCACUAGAAUAGGGAGAGAUUCCUUCCCAGAUUUUAUUGUCAGCCCUUGCAGGAGUAUGAUCCCACUACCAAGUGUACAUCUGCCCUGGCUAAGUGGGCAUGAGGGAUGCUUCCUCAACCAGCAGCAUAUGCAAAUGUCUGCCUGUAAUUUGGUGAUGGUGGUCAGGAAACUCCUGGUUCCAAUAAGCUGUGGUAGCUGAUCUCUUAUCUUCUGCUGUUUUUCUUCCCCUUGUGAGAAGUUGAUCUCUGUUGUUGGCUUGUUAGAGCAACAGGAUUCUCUGCACAUGCUUACCUGCUAGUUGAGUAGCAUUGAACUCAAUGAAACUUACUGAUCAGUAGACGUGUAUAGGAUUGCACUGCUAAUUGUUAAUCAACUCACAAUUUUGCUGGUUGAUUGCGGAGACACACUUUUAACUGAUAAAGGCAAAUUUUAAUUUGAGGUUGAGGGGCAUCCCUGUUAGUGUAAGUCUUUAGGCUAGUUCGAGUUUGUGUUACUGUAUGUCAAGAAAAAUAAAGAUGGCCUUGUUAUCAAUGAAUGGUAUUUCACGAGGCUUCCUAUAUUAAGGAUUUAGUGACAUACAGACUUAUUUAAAAUUAUAAGCAAUACAAUGACAGGCUCAUCCCCAAUACUUCGGCUGGAUCUCCAUCCUGAAGCUGGUGGCUACUAUUUUAUUUAUUAAAAUUGUGUACUGCCGUGGUGGGAAAGGCAGGGUAUCAAUAAAUUCAUAAUUUAAAAAAAUGUAUACUGCCUUUUAUCCGAAGAUCGCAGGGCAGUUCACAACAUAAAAGUACAAAGAGAACACAAAAUACAUCAUAAAAAACAAACCAAUAAUCCCCUUCCCACAAACACAUUUAAAAGGCCAUAUAAUGUUAAUCAGGCAAAGGCCUGCUUGUAGAGAAACAUUUUUGCCUGAUGCCUAAAGAUCUAUGAUAAUGGUGCCAGGUGAGCCUCCCUGGAGAGGCUGUCCCACAAACAGGGAACCAUCACAGAGAAGACCUUGCGUAGAAUCAUAGAAUUGUAGAGUUGGAAGGUACCAUGAGGGUCAUCUAGUCCAACCCCCUGCAAUGCAGGGGUUUUUCCCCAGUGUGGGGCUUGAACACACAACCCUGAGAUGUAGAUCCUUUGAAAACAUCUCCUCGUAAGUCUUCAGCACCCUAGGUAUGGUUAGGAGAAGCAGAAUAAAUUAUGCAAAAUAAGAUGAUUCAAAUGCACUUGGUUCACAGAAUUUGGACAACAGAACACUGCAAAUCACAAAGUAGUGAGAUCUGCAAGUGGUACAGUCAGGGGUUCCUCAUCUCUCUUUUUUUUACCAUUUUGAUAAGAAUGUACCUUUUGGCCUGUGCAACCACGCAAGAAAAAGCUGAUUGCCCUUGGGAAAGUAUCCUAAGCUGUUUGUACAGUAGAGGUUUAUGCCCCGAGGAACACUUUCUUUCUUGCUGCUGAUGGAAGCUAGCUUUCAAAUUCUUGAUUAGAAUCAUUAGUCGCCGCCAGAAUGGAGUUUCACAAAACAAUCUCAGCUUUUAAAAUUCUCCUGUGCAGACCAAAUCAAGCUUGAGCUCCACAUAAAGCUUGCAGUGCGUUACACCCUGUGUGUGUAAUGUAAUGGAUGACCUGCUAAUAAACAUGGGAAGCUUUCGUGUUGACCCCGCUCUAAAGCAGUGUUUGGGUGAACAUUUCUGUGGCCAUUGGGCUGUCGUAGAAGUACACAGAAUAGAGCCAGCAGGGCUUGGAAAUGUUGCCCCCUCCAUAUUUUUGCUCCACCCACUUUUCUCAAAAGCCCCACCCUCUGAUCCUGGCCAGACUUGGGAGAUUUUUUUGUCAUUCAGUGCUUGGAUCGAUGUGUGAUACCAUGGCAUGCACGCUGGCUAGAGCUUGUUAUCAAAAUGUGGGUGUGCCUUUCUUAAAUUAUUCCAAAUGAGAAUUGCUCCUUUUGAUGAGAUGUGGUGCAGAUAUAGCCCGGCUGACGCUUUGAAAUUCAAUAUGCUUGCCUACCUACCCGAUGGAAGAGUGACCUUGCAUAAGGGUCUGCCUUUGCUCCCCAUCUUUAACAUAGUUACACCCUUUUCUUCAACUUAAAUGCUCAGGUGUCCUUGCAGAAACACAAAUUCAUUCUUCCUCACAGAGAGGACCCAGGUGUUUUUCUUUUCUUUUUUUAUUAUGCUGCCCUUCAGAAUACAUUUUUCCAGCUUACAAAAACAGAAUAAAUAAAUAAAUAUGGUAACUUAAUGCAAAAAUAAAAACUCCAGGCAAGCGUUAAAAGGCCUAUUGUGAAAGUUAACCUUUUUGAGUUAGUCACCUGGAAAGAAUGGCUAGUCAUCCAUUACUGGUGAGUAGCUAACUGCAAGGUUACUUGGGUCCAUGUGAUCUCUGCUCUCAAACUCCAAUCUUGCACUUUAUGAGUCUGAAUUAUGUUGCUCAAUAAAUCAUGCAGAUUAUCUUUGUGCUCACUUAGCUGUGCUUUCUGUCAAUAUUUAGCAUUUCAGCAUUGAGGCAGUGGUGGUAUGGCAAUAGAGGAUUGAGGUGGCUGAAUGUUGGAAGGCUCUAGAGAGAGAAGGCUAGGACUGGGGAUGGGCGUUGCGGAUGGGAUGGAGACGGAAGGAUGCUGGAAAGGUUCAUGGAGGUUCUGCAGCUUGCUAAAGCUCAGGUUAGUCAAACCCUGACUGGAACCAUUGCCCGUCCUUUCUGAGCUCUGUAUUUUCUUCAUAUGCUGAGAUUUGCAAACUCAAAUCUGCUGCAAAACCAAAGACUCCUUGCGAAAAGCACACAUUAGACUUUGAGACUGGCGGCUGUUUGUCUCAUUUCUGUUUUGCUCUGUUCGUGUGAUGUUAGUUCUUGCAUUUAAUUGCAGAAGUGGCAUGCUGGGCUCUCAGCAAGUGUGUUUAAAUUAUUUGCCACUGUGGAUCAUAAAGUGUGAAAAAUAGGGCGAGUGAGAAAAUGCCCCAUUGAGAUGAGUCAGGACAGUUUGCAUUCCUCUUAGAGGCACAGUUCACACUCUCUGGGGAGGUGGGUACAUGACACCACAUCGUCUUUGCAUCUGCUUAUGGUACAAAUUCAGAAGUCCAUUCUUGAAGCUAUUAUGGUAAGCGAUGCACUUUCUAAAUAAAAAUUGUGGGUUGAGGUUUUUAUUUUUAGUUGGGGUUCUUGCCUCUUCCAUCCCAAAGGCAGAUAGCUGUACAGACAAAUGCCAAAUCAGAUAUUUUAAUAUUUGAAUACUGUUGUUGGAACUUGGUGUGGAAGGAAGGAAGGUGAUCUUAAAAGAGUUUCUUUUAAGGUAAUCCUAAUUUUCUGAGCUUCCACUAGUGGGUCAGGACUAAUGAGUGGACCACAUGAGCAAUGCUUACCGCCAUUAAUAAAACAACUUUUGUAAGAAAGGGGGGAGACAUCAAAAGAUGCAGCAGAAUGCACCUUUGCACAUUUUACUCUGACUUGCUUCAACUAUGAACACUGUUAAUAGUUACAAAAAAGAGAGAAACUCAUCAGUUAUGACUUCUCAGCUUUGCCUGUUAAGAUGCAGGGACCACUUCCUUGCUUUUCAUCUGGUCAUAUUAGGUCUUAAGAACGAGGUUAUAUGUGGUAAGUUAGAAAGUAAGUCCUAUUUUGUAGUAUGUGGGGGUUAAGACUGUUCUGAUUCUGAAAGACAUGAGCACUGGAUUGAGUUGGUAUUUUGCCCUUUGAUGCUUAGGAAAUACAUUGGUUCUCAACCAUAGUGGCAGCUGGGAAAGAUAGCCUUAUCAGCUGGGUGGGGGCAGGCUGUAUGCCUGAGCUCCCUUCUACUUCCUGCAUGGAUCCAACACGGAUCCUGGAAUAGCGGAAGUAGCUUCCUGGUGAGGUAAUGGCCCUCUGUGUAUGGGCCAUUAAAGUAACAAAGGAAGUGUCUCUGUGCCAGAUACCAAAUGGGUGGGCGGGCUCCCUCCCUCAAUGGCUGGUAGUAAGAAAGACAGACGCCAGAGUUGGGAGUUGAGUUAUGUGAGCUAGAAGCAAGGCUGCUGGCUGGGCAACUGGGAGACAGAACCAUGCUUGAUUUCUGCUGGGAUCCAAGGCUAUGGCUAUGGGAGAAGCAAUACGUUCUUGGAUGUUCAUGCUGCAAGCUCAAGUUGUGUGUGUGUGUGUGUGUGUGUGUGUGUGUGUGUAUGUGUAUGUAAAUAAACCAUCUAUCACAGGGGUCAGCAAACUUUUUCAGCAGGGGGCCGGUCCACUGUCCCUCAGACCUUGUGGGGGAGCCAGACUAUAUUUCUUGGGGGGGGGGGGGAAAUGAACGAAUUCCUAUGCCCCACAAAUAACCCAGAGAUGCAUUUUAAAUAAAAGGACACAUUCUACUCAUGUAAAAACACGCCGAUUCCCGGACCGUCCGCUGGCCGGAUUUAGAACACUGAGGUCCAGCGCCGAGGGCCUUCUGGCGGUUCCCUCACUGUGAGAAGCAAAGUUAAAGGGAACCAGGCAGAGGGCCUUCUUGGUAGUGGCACCCGCCCUGUGGAACGCCCUCCCACCAGAUGUCAAAGAAAAGAACAACUACCAGACUUCUAAAAGACAUCUGAAGGCAGCCCUGUUUAGGGAAGCUUUUAAUGUUUAACAGACCACUGUAUUUUAAUACUUUGUUGGAAGCCGCCCAGAGUGGCUGGGGAAACGCAGCCAGAUGGGCGGGGUAUGAAUAAAUUAUUAUUAUUAAAGGCGAUUAGGCUGGAUCCGGCCCCCGGGCCUUUGUUUGCCUACCCAUGAUCUAUCAUAAAGACACCACAGUCUCUGCUGUCCCUCAUUCUGAUGAAAUCAAUUCCUGGGUAAGCACAUGGAACCUUCUGGAAUCUCACUUGAAGAUUGGGGUGGCUCACAACCGUGUGGUCUGAGGGGCACAUACCUGGAAAUGUGGUUGACGUUCCUAAAAAUAUGAUCCGGCUUGCAUGAAAUAGUAAGUAACACCCAAGAAUGACUAUUUAGUUAUAGUCGAAAGCAGAAGCAUUUUUGGCAUUUGGAGUCUUGUCAAGAAAGUACAGAGCACAUUUCUCUUAGUAGUAGCUAAGAUUUGUACAUUGAAAGUAGGGAAAUUGGCAGCUGUCCCAGAUAUUAUUCUGUGGUUGAAGAAAAAAGAAAGUAUGAGACCUUGGAGCAAUCGAGAAAUUAAGCAUUAGUCAGAUAAUGAGACAGAAGAUUGCAUUUGGACAAAUGCAUUGCAGUGGUUGCACAGUUUUGUCUUCAGGAAACAUUGUAAGCAUGAACAUGGGUUUGUAAAAAUAGCCUCAGAGUGUGAGAUGCUUGUGUUGGUAUUUGAAUUUUCAAUAAUUGGGAUAUUUUGAGUAUUUCAGAUUCGUUAGGAGGUUGUGAUCUACGUAUAUAUUUGUGUUGCAUAUCAUAUUUGACUUUUCCACAUUGUUCAGCAUUUUAUAAGUUCAUAGAAUCAUAGAAUCAUAGAGUUGGAAGAGACCACAAGGGCCAUCGAGUCCAACCCCCUGCCAAGCAGGAAACACCAUCAGAGCACUCCUGACAUAUGGUUGUCAAGCCUCUGCUUAAAGACCUCCAAAGAAGGAGACUCCACCACACUCCUUGGCAGCAAAUUCCACUGUCGAACAGCUCUUACUGUCAGGAAGUUCUUCCUAAUGUUUAGGUGGAAUCUUCUUUCUUGUAGUUUGGAUCCAUUGCUCCGUGUCCGCUUCUCUGGAGCAGCAGAAAACAACCUUUCUCCCUCCUCUAUGUGACAUCCUUUUAUAUAUUUGAACAUGGCUAUCAUAUCACCCCUUAACCUCCUCUUCUCCAGGCUAAACAUGCCCAGCUCUCUUAGCCGUUCCUCAUAAGGCAUCGUUUCCAGGCCUUUGACCAUUUUGGUUGCCCUCCUCUGGACACGUUCCAGUUUGUCAAUGUCCUUCUUGAACUGUGGUGCCCAGAACUGGACACAGUACUCCAGGUGAGGUCUGACCAGAGCAGAAUACAGUGGCACUAUUACUUCCCUUGAUCUAGAUGCUAUACUCCUAUUGAUGCAGCCCAGAAUUGCAUUGGCAUUUUAGCUGCCGCGUCACACUGUUGGCUCAUGUCAAGUUUGUGGUCAACCAAGACUCCUAGAUCCUUUUCACAUGUACUGCUCUCAAGCCAGGUGUCCCCCAUCUUGUAUUUGUGCCUCUCAUUUUUUUGCCCAAGUGCAAUACUUUACAUUUCUCCCUGUUAAAAUUCAUCUUGUUUGUUUUGGCGCAGUUCUCUAAUCUGUCAAGGUCGUUUUGAAGUGUGAUCCUGUCCUCUGGGGUGUUAGCCACCCCUCCCAAUUUGGUGUCAUCUGCAAAUUUGAUCAGGAUGCCCUUGAGUCCAUCAUCCAAGUCGUUGAUAAAGAUGUUGAAUAAGACCGGGCCCAAGACAGAACCCUGUGGCACCCCACUAGUCACUCUUCUCCAGGAUGAAGAGGAACCAUUGAUGAGCACCCUUUGGGUUCGGUCAGUCAGCCAGUUACAAAUCCACUGAGUGCUAGCAUAGUCAAGACCACAUUUUACCAGCUUCUUUACAAGAAUAUCAUGAGGCACCUUGUCAAAUGCCUUGCUGAAAUCAAGGUAGGCUACAUCCACUGCGUUCCCUUCAUCCACCAGGCUUGUAAUUCUGUCAAAAACGAGAUCAGGUUAGUCUGACAUGACUUAUUUUUCAGAAAUCCAUGCUGACUAUUGGUGAUCACAGCAUUCCUUUCUAGGUGCUCACAGACUGUUUGCUUAAUGAUCUGCUCCAGAAUCUUCCCUGGUAUUGAUGUCAGACUGACUGGGCGGUAAUUAUUUGGGUCCUCUCUUUUCCCCUUUUUGAAAAUAGGGACAACAUUUGCCCUCCUCCAGUCUGCCGGGACUUCGCCUGUUCUCCAGGAAUUCUCAAAGAUGACUGCCAGUGGUUCUGAGAUCACAUCUGCCAGUUCUUUUAAUACUCUUGGAUGCAGUUCAUCUGGCCCUGGAGACUUGAAUACAUCUAAACUAGCCAAGUAUUCUUGUACUAUCUCCUUAGUUAUUCUGGGCUGUGUUUCCUCUGCUGAAUCAUUUGCUCCAAAUUCUUCAGGUCGGGCAUUGUUUUCUUUAUCGGAGAAGACUGAGGCAAAGAAGGCAUUGAGGAGUUCAGCUCUUUCUGUGUCCCCUGUUUGCAUUUCACCAUCUUCUCCUCUGAGUGACCCCACUGUUUCUUUGUUCUUCCUUUUGCUACGGACAUACCCAUAAAAGCCUUUUUGUUGCUUUUAACCUCUCUAGCAAGCCUGAGUUCAUUCUGUGCUUUAGCUUUUCUGACUUUGUGUCUACACGUGCUGGCUAUUUGUUUGAAUUCCUCUUCGGUGGUUUCCCCCCUUUUCCAUUUUUUGUACACAUCCUUUUUAAUCUUAACUCAGUUAAAAGUUCUUUAGAUAGCCACCCUGGCUUCUUUAGGCACCUUCCAUGUUUCCGUCUCAUUGGUAUUGCCUGACGUUGUGCUUUUAGUAUCUCCCUCUUAACAAACUCCCAGCCAUCAUGAACUCCCUUUCCUUUUAGUAUUACUGUCCAUGGGAUCUCACCCAGCACUUCCCUAAGUUUUAUGAAGUCAGCUUUCUUAAAGUCAAGAAAUUGAGUCCUAGUAUGCUUGGCUGCUCCUUUCCGCUGUAUAGUAAACUUCAGAAGAGCAUGAUCACUUGCGCCUAAUGAUCCUUCCACUUCUACCCCACUAACCAGGUCAUCAACAUUGGUUAGGACCAGAUCUAAAAUGGCUGUUCCUCUUGUUGCUUCUCCCACUUUCUGGACAAUGAAGUUGUCUGCAAGGCCAGUGAGGAAUCUGUUUGACCUUAUGCUCUUGGCUGAGUUUGACAUCCAACAAAUAUCCGGGUAAUUGAAGUCCCCCAUUACUACUAUCUCCCUUCCUUUUGCAUGCUUGGCCAUCUGUUCCAGGAAGGCAUCAUCUAUGUCCUCCGUUUGGCUUGGGGAUCUAUAGUAAACUCCCACAAUGAGGUCACUGUUAUUCUUCUCUCCCUUAAUUUUGACCCAAAUGCUCUCACUUUGGCUUUGAGGUUCUAAAUCUUGGAUCUCUUCACAGGUAUACACAUCCCUGACAUAUAACGCCACUCCUCCUCCUUUCUUGUCUGGUCUGUUUCUCUGAAAUAGAUUGUAUCCCCCAUUAUUACAUUCCAAUCGUGGGACUUAUCCCACCAGGUUUCAGUGAUGCCUAUUAUGUCAUAUUUAGUUUGCUGUACCAAGAGCUCAAGCUCAUCUUGUUUAUUUCCCAUGCUUUGCGCAUUAGUGUACAGACAUUGAAGUCCAUUAAUCAUUCCCCGUGACUCUUAUUUAAGGAUUUUUCCUCCCACCACUAGGUCUGUGUGCUGUUUGCUCCAUUUGGUCUAUGACAUUUGGAUGAUCAUCUUCAUCAAUUGAUAUACUCAUACCUUCAGGAGCACUAUCUACCUAACCCACAUUAGUCAGUUUAAAGCCCUCCUGAUGAGGUUUCUGAGAUUUUUGGCAAAAACAUUUCUCCCAACCGUUGUGAGGUGCAGCCCAUCGCUUGCCAGAAGUCCAUCUUCAAGAAACUGCAGUCCGUGAUCUAAGAAUCCAAACCGUUCCUGUUUACACCAUUUGCGAAGCCAGCUGUUCACUUCCACUAUUUUCCCCUCUCUCCCUGGGCCACGUCGUUCAACUGGGAGGACAGAUGAGAUCACAAUUUGUGCAUUUAAUUGCUUCAAUUUCCUGCCCAGAGCCUCGUAGUCUCUUUUGAUCUUCUGGAGGCUAUUGCUUGCAGUGUCAUUGGUUCCCACAUGAACCAAGAGGAAGGGGUAUUUGUCAGUGGGUUUUAUGAUUCCUUGCAGUCGUUCAGUUACAUCUUGGAUCUUAGCCCCGGGGAGACAGCACACUUCCCGAGACAUCUUGUCAGGCCCACAGAUCACUGCUUCUGUUCCCCUCAGUAGGGAAUCCCCUAUCACCACUACACGCCUCCUCUUAGGUUUGGCUGGGGUUCUUCCGUGAGCUGUCCGCUCCAAGGUCGCCUGCACAUUCCCUGAGGACUGACUUUGCUGCUCGUCUUCAUAUACCUGAUCGACUGUAAUGAGGGAGAGAUCCUCAAAUGGAGUCUGCUCUUCGUCUUCCAUGCUAGGGGAGAGGACCUCAAAGCGAUUGUGUAUUUCUAAACAAUCAGAGCGAACCCUGGGCCUCCUACUUCUUUGAGUCACGUUUCUCCAUAUAUCUGGCUCCUGUGUUGGUGAACUAGCGUCCUUCUCAGGGGAGUCCCCUGUCUCCUCCUUGGUGGAGACGGUGUGCUCUGUUGCUUCCAAGAAGAGCUCUAGCUCUCUAAUUCUUUGGAGCGUAGCUACACGUUCCUCCAGUUGCUGGACUUUGUCUUUUAAGAGGGCAAUCAACAUGCAAUUGCUGCAGGUAAAGCUGCCUGCAACCUUUGGCAAGAUGUGCCAAACUGUGUGUGUGUGUGUGUGUGUGUGUGUGUGUGUGUGUCUCCAUUUCCCCCCCUUUCAGUGUGCAGUUGUGCAUGGGAGCUGUGGCUUUCUCCCUGCACCCAAAGUGCUUUCACACCUGUGGGACCCAGACAUGCCUUUGCUUUCCCUUCAGGUCUGAACUGUUGUGGUUUAGUUGUGUGUCAAAUGAGUGUGCACUGCACCUGGCAGAGGCAGAGCAACUCUCUGCCUUCCCUCUCCAGCUCUAAGCUCCUGGGGGAGGAGUGAGGGCUUAUUGUCUUCCCCCCUUCAUAACUCGAAGCUUGGAAACAGAAAGACGAGCAUAUAUCUCUCACCCGCCAUAUCCCAUCCCAUGCUGUGCUUGAGACAGAGCACCCUGCCCCUUGGGAAAAGGAGGUUCUGAUGCCAAAACCUGUUGAGCUGUGAUCCUCAGGGUUUGCGCGACUGCCUUCUACAUCACUGCUUUAUACAUGGUUUGAGACCUGGUUGUCUUGAAGGAUCACCCAGUCCAACAUAAAUUUGCUUGUUGGUUUGAGAUGGUCUUUUCAGGCCCUUCUCCUGGCGCCUUGCUGUUUAAAGGCCAGGGCUAUUCAUCCCUCCAUUCUCCAAGGCUUUUAAUGUUCCAUAGUCAGUUCUGCUGCUUUAAGAUCUUAUUAACGAUUUUGCUGCCGUUUUUCACAAUGCUCUCUCUUGUUCACCUAGGUUUUGUUUGUGAGCCAUCCUGAAAAUGCCUUAAAUUAUAAGGUAGGGGAAAUUGUUCUUUAAAAAAUGAACUUUAGAGUAUAGUAGUAUUUAGGAACUAGAACAUCUGUGAAUCACCUUUGCAAUGAGCCAUUGAAGAGUUUGACAGACCAGUUGAUCCAGCUCAAGUUGUGGGUGGGCUAGUUAGAAGCAGAUACAGUGGUGCCCCACAAGACGAAUGCCUCGCAAGACGAAAAGCUCGCUAGACGAAAGAGUUUUCCGUUUUUUGAGUCGUUCCGCAAGACGAAUUUCCCUAUGGGCUUGCUUCGCAAGACGAAACGUCUUGCGAGUUUGUUUCCUUUUUCUUAAAGCCGCUAAGCCGUUAAUAGCCGCUAAUAGCCGCUAAGCCGCUAAUAGCCGUGCUUCGCAAGACGAAAAAACUGCAAGACGAAGAGACUCGCGGAACGGAUUGAUUUCGUCUUGUGAGGCACCACUGUAUGUUUUUCAGAGGAGUGGGAAGCAGGAUUCCAAUGCCAGCCAAGGCAAUGGAUCAGGCUGUUUCUCAACUGAUGGAAAGUGAGAAGAUUUUUUCCCUUCUUGGAUAAUACUUUGAUCUCUGGGCCUUCCAGUGAAGCUGAAUGUUGGACAGAAAAUAAAAGACAGAUAAAGUAGCGCAUAAACUGUGGAAUUAGCAUCCACAGAAAGAAGCAGUGGCCACCAACCAGUGAUAGAAACUGAUAUGUAAACUGGGCACCAAAUGGCUCCUUUAACCAGGGUUACAGUCGCCAAAAAGGAAUGCCUAGUUGCCAUUUGGGGGCCGGAAAGCUUUAGAGUCGUAUUUUUCAAUAUGAUUAUUUGGUUCCUGAAAUUCAUUCUGAUGUUGCAGAUAAAAUACUGCAUUUACUCGAGUCUAAUGCGCCAUCAAAUUGAAUGCACACCUCAAUCUUCAGAACCUUGAAACCAAAAAAAGUAUUUGCUGGCGAAUGUCAAAGUGCCAUUGAUUCUAAUGCACACCUUAAUUUUCGCAACGUAAUUUGGCCAAAAAAGGAGCACAUUAGAUUUGAGUACAUAUGGUAUAACAGAAUUCUACGGGAUGUGUUGAUAGGGUGUGAAAACAGUCAAGAUCCAAGGAUCCCCAAGCAUGCACCUCCAGAUGGUAGAGAUGUUAGGUGCCAUCCUGUAACCCAGGCAUCUUCACUUGAUCACAAGUGGCCAAUAGCCAGGUGCAAAAUGCGCCCGCUGAUAUUCUCCCCUUAGCUGGGUCGUGCCUUUUCCUUUCCAUAAAACUUACACGAUGCAGUCCACUCAUUUCUAGUUCCUGCCAGUGUACCUUGGGGCUUGCCUCUCCAGGCCAGACACAAGAAUCAAUUCAUUGGGUGAGUUUGGGGAAAAAACCCUGCUUUACUGUGCUGCAGGAAGCUUUCCUCAAGUCAGGGCAAAGCCUUGUGUUUAAGCGUUAGUCUCACAGCCAUGGGCAACAAGGAAUUGCAUGCAUGUUGAGUGAAGGAAAAGGAGGGAUCAAGUACUCUGUCCCUCCCCUUAGAAGCACGUGAACUAUUAGAGGAGAGAAACUCCCUUGUUUGCAACUGUGUAGGAACUCUGAAGGUUGUUGCAGGAGAAUCAGAGCUCUCUGUUUUUGCCUCUGCCAGCCCCCAGCAGGCUAGCACAGAUGCUGGCAGGUUAGUAAGUUUUGUGGACUUUUUUUAAAAAACCAAGGAUGCUUUCAGAUGGAGCUGUGAGGGAGCGAUAUUAGGAUAUCUUCCCAAGGAACAACUUUUCUCUCUUCUCUGUUUGGGAGCACAGCCUUUCUGGGAUGUUCCAGGGUCACUUCAGAGCUCAGCAGGUGCUUUCAAAUGUGGCAAUGUUCUACUCUCCAGAGGUUAUCCAGUUUCUUUAGCACCAUCCAGCUCCCAGGCUUCCUGGCAAUUGCGGCCUCCCAGGGAUCCUACUUGCCAAUAUGCUAAUACUCUGACUUUGUUUCAGGCCUUGGGCUUGUUUGCACUAGCACGGCAGAGAGAGGAGGUUUCCAGAUUGUACAUUUCACUCUGUUUCUAGCACCAGGCUGCUAAAGCGGUUGUGCUUAAUUUUGAAAAUGAGCUGAUUGAGCACCAGUUUCGCUUUUAAGGACUGGAAAAAUCCUGUUUGUUUGGGUGACUAAAACUUUGAUGCUGCUACCUAGGAAUUCUGAAUAGUUCUUCAGCCUUGGUUUCCUGCUCAGGAUAUUGGCUCACUCAGGGUAAUGCUACAAGAUUUAGAAUAAAAGGUUCAAUGAAGAAAUUGCUAUAUUGCUGGGAAAUCACGGGAGAGUUAUUUCAUCAGCUGAAUUUUCCAGCUUAGUACCGUUAGAGCCAAGCCCCUGGCACUGGCUACCAAGGCUGGCACAGUAUUUACCAGGAGACUUGUUUUUUUCCUUUCUCCGAGCCAACUUGGGGUUGGGACAAGAGGGUCAAACAUAGCAUUAAAAGGAACCCCCUGGAGUUCAUUCUGAGCCAGAGGGACAAGGAAAUUGUUCUUCUUCCGCCCUUCCAAUCUGCUUUGGCAGUUGCAUGUUAAGGCUGAGGGGAGGAAAAGACCAGGUGUCUGACUGGAAGGAGGAAGAUAUGGGGAUGAGGAGCAGCACAGCAGUGGCUCAGGCCGGAGUUUGAGGAAAGAGAAGCUGUGAAGCCUUGGGUUGCAGUGUUGGCUGCCUUGCUCAGGGCUUGGAGCUGUCUCAGUAAGAGCUCGGCUUGAAAGGCAAAUCCUACACAAAAGGACUUCAGAGAACGGGUGAUGGUGUAUAAAGGAAGGGAAGGAUUGGUCAAUAGAGAGCUGGAAAGCAAGAUAGUCAUUCACUGUGAUCUCUUAGGGCAGGGGUCAGCAAGGCUUACCAGGCAUGGGCUGGAUCACUCCCACGGCGAUCCUCCGUGGGCUGGGCCAGUGCACCACGACGCUGGAAAUCACGCCUGCUCAUGUCUGUGGCACUGGAAAUCGCUUCUGCACAUGCCAAGACACCGGAAAUCAUGCCUGCGCAGAAGUGAUUUUAGGCACUGCGGACAUGCGCAGACGCGAUUUUCGGCAUUUGGGCAUGCACAGAAGCGAUUUCUGGAACUGCAGAAGAGAGUCCCCGCACUGCGCCGGUUUAGCACAGCGCACGGGGACUCGCCGGGCGGGCAGCUCGGUUCAGGGGUGGCUCAUGGGCCAGUUAAGCGACCCUCAUGGGCUACUUCCAGCCCAUGGGCCUUAGGUUGCCGACCUCUGUCUUAGGAGAAUCCUUGUUUUGAUUUGGGGGUGCUUGGAUAUCGUGCUGCACCUCUCCCAUAAAACUCCGACUCCACAAAUAUUAGGCUGGAGGAAACAAGCCUAACAGUAUGUUCUAAGAGGAGAAGCUGAAAGGCGAAGAUUCUUUUCUGGCUUGAACAGGAGCGAACAGAUUCAUUGAGGAGAGGGCUAUUGAAGGCGGCCAGGCAUCAUGGCUCUGCUGUGCGUCCACAGUUGGACGCAGCAAUACUUCUGAAUACCAGUUGCUGGAACCUGCAGGAGGGCUGAGAGCUCUUGCGUUCAAAUUCUUCUUGUAAGCGUCCUGCAGGCAUCUGGUUCGUCCACUGUGAGAACAGGAUCCUGGACUGGGUGGGCCAUUGGCCUGAUCCAGCAGGCUUUUAUGUUCCCUCCUCCCCUGGCUCAGCUAGAGAAGCCUCAUUGACAGCAGUCAGUGAGUAAAAGACUGGCUACAAGGCACAACUCUUCAAGUGCUGUGAUGGCGUCAGGAGAGUUGCUAACGGGGGGCCAGAAGAGUUUCUUCACUGGGAAUGCUUUAUUGUGCAGUUUAUACAGUCUUAUCUCCAGCUAUCUCCCUCCUGCAGAGUUUGCCCUGUGUGAGAAGGACCACAUUCUCCCUCCCCAACCCCUGCUGUUUCCAUGGGUGUAAAUAUUCAGUAUGGAUCUGCCCCAAGGUCAGGUGGGGGGGGCAUAGCACUUAACUGUUGUCACCAUGUAGAUACUCCUCAAAAGCUAAGGCAAGCUGUGGCGCAUGAUGUGCCCUAGCUAGAGUUAAUCUGCAAACAAAUGGGGAAGGUGUGGUUAGGGUGGGGAACACAGUGAUAUCUCCUGGUCCAGAGGAUUUCAAGAUUUGCCAGUAGCUGUUCUGUCAUGAGUGCUUCAGAUAUGGAGUGGGAGCUGUGAAUGCCUCCCUUCUUUUCAGUUUUAUGAUUUUGCUCCCUUGAAAUUAAAAAAAGUAAGGUGGUGGAGCAAUGGACAAGAAAGGGAAUAAACACUUAAUUUCUAAAUUUGUGGCCAGAGUAAAAAGGAGGCAAUGGGAUAAUAAUAAUAAUAAAAUAAUAAUUUAUUACUUAUACCCUGCCCAUCUGGCUGGGUUUCCCCAGCCACUCUGGGCGGCUUCCAACAAAAGAUUAAAAAUGCAUUAAAACAUCAGUCAUUAAAAACUUCCCUAAACAGGGCUGCCUUCAGUUGUCUUCUAAAUGUCAGAUAGUUGUUUAUUUCCUUGACAUCUGAUGGGAGGGCGUUCCACAGGGCGGGUACCACCACUGAGAAGGCCCUCUGCCUGGUUCCCUGUAGCUUCACUUCUCACAGUGAGGGAACUGCCAGAAGGCCCUCGGCGCUGGACCUCAGUGUCCGUCUUGAACGAUGGGCGUGGAGACGCUCCUUCAGGGAUGCUUAUCUGUGUGAUGACUGUUCUGAGUUUGCAAGACCAGUACGAGUGCUCCAUACUGAAAGCUGUGUGAGGUUUGGAAAUGGCUAAGCCCCCAAGGUCAACUAUCUUAGCAAAGAAUGUGAAGAAACAUGGGGAAGGGGUUUUCUUUUCACAAAGGGGGAAGCCCAGCAAGUGGCAGGUUGAGGGCGAUGACAGCAAAGGAAGAGGCAAUUGUUUGCGUUUCAGUGUAACUGAUGCACACUUACCCUCAGCGGCAGGGGAACUUUGGCAUUCUGAUCUCUCGUUUUAGUCUCCUGUUCUGCACAUCACAAAAGUUCUCGGUCUAAUAGUUUCGGAACUGGCCUUGACAGCGUGUGGGCAAAGCCUCUGGGCAGGAUUUCCAUAGAAUCAGGGAAUUGUAGAGUUAGAAGGGACCCCAGGGGCUCAGCACUUGCAUUGUUGUUCCCACCCAGCCUACCUCACAGGGUUAUUGGGAAGAUAAAAGGGAGGAAGAACCAGCUUUGACCCCCCCUUUUAGGCGAAAUCUUGACUCAUUUAUAUGUCUGGGCCUUUGGGGCUUAAUUGGGCUUAGGCUCCAGAGUGGCAUUAUUAGCUACUGCUUUUUUAAUAUUGAGUCAGCAUUUUAAAUGCUUUUAUGAAAACUGUAUUGUUUUAUGUUGUCAGCUGCCCUUUGAUCCCUUAUGGAAGGAAAUGGGGGAUUUGAAGAAGAUGUAAUAGAUGUGCCCUGACAUGAGCAGCUUGGAGGAAGGCGGGGAAGGAGGGAUAUAAUGCAAUAAGGAUAAAUUUUGCAAAAUAAUCAAACAAUUGCAAAAUUGCUGAACUUAUACUGGUCAUAGAAUUUGGUUUAUCUUGGUUCAGAAGUCAUUAUUAUUUUAGAGAGAUGUAGAAGCAGUGCUGAGUGGAAUUGGAGUAAAUUAUAUCCAAAUGGUGUUGGUGUCAGAAAAUUGGGGUUCCCGAGCACUGGAAGGUUUUGACAACCUUUUCAGUCUCUCAGCCAUUUUAAUAUUUACGGAACAUGAGUAUUUCAUUUCAGCUGCUUAAGUGGAAGCUGUUGGGUCCAAAGUUCAGAUGGAGUUGGACUGGAUUGGAGAGUGUCAUGAUCUAGAAAUGUUUUGAUUGCAACUGCAACUUGACGCAGCCCGGGAACUUUUAAGAGAAGGUGUGCAGAACAGUUUCUUUCCAUGUUGUAUUACAAUUUAAAUUUUAGCAUCUGAAAAUACAUGGAUUGGGUUGUGUCUUUCGUUUUUUGUGUAGUGACUUUUAUUGGCCCCAAACUGAAAUAUAUAAGCCUUUCAAGGUUUGCUUUGAAUUGAUAUUAUAAUAUGUUUUGAUACAUGCUGGAAGCUGCCCAGAGUGGCUGGCAAAACCCAGCCAAAUGGGCAGGGUAUAAAUAAUAAAAUUAUUAUUAUUAUUAUUCAUAUUAUAUUCUUUACAGAAAAGGUUUCUGUGCUUCAUCUAUUCAAAGCCAUCCUUUGACAAACAUAAUGGAUUGAUUUAAAUAAAGGACAGUUUUAAGUCAAGCUUGUACUUGCAGAUGCUCAAUAAGAAAAGGACAUAUUUAUUGCAUGAUAUCCUUAAAACAUUCUUAUCGUACCUAGAAGGGCAUUAACUAUAUCAUUCAAUAAAACACAAUAUUUUUACUAAUUUAAAAAAUGGUGCGCAGCACGCUUACUAUUGGAUAACAUAACAUUCACUUGCCCAUGAUUUAUGUGAAGCUGUAUUAGUGUAUCUGAUUUGCAGGGGCCUAACUUUGGGCAAUGACCUAAGCCAGUGUUUCCCAAACUUUGAGUCUCCAGCUGUUUUUGGACUACAACUCCCACCAUCCCUAGCUAGCAAGAGUGGCCAGGGAUGAUGGGAGUUGUAGUCCAGCAACAGUUGGAGACCUAAGUUUGGGAAAUCCCUCUAAGCCCUUUGGACUCUUCCCCAGCCGCACUCACUUCUGGGCCCUGUUUUGCAUCCUCCUGGUGUGUUUUCAUCUACCUGCAUUGUGUGCUUGAGCUGCGGCAUUGCCUCUUGCUUCCUUGGAUGGAGGGCAGAGAGGAUACAUGUGUCGAAAUUGGUCCAGUGUACAAAGGCAAAAUUUGCCUUCUUUGCUCCUCCCAGUUUUGCCUCUGGCCCCAGCCUCUGAAUGUUGUCCUUCAAGCUGAAAGAGGUUCCCCAUCGCUAAUCCAACUAGAGAGGUUAAUUGCACAAAAAGAGAGAGGGACCUGGUUCACACAUUACAUUCAAACACAGUGGGCACUAUCCAACUAACUUGUUCCACCAGCCCAAAUAUUUCUACUUGCACUAUGGAAUGCCCCCCACUUUGCUCCGGAGGGUUUGGAAAACCCGCUCCUUCCCCCAAAACAGAUUUUGGGGGCUUACAGUGGGAGGAAGUUCUGUUGCACAAGUGGAAAUCCUUACUCUGAUGAAACGUGUUAGUUGGGGUACCACCCAGCGAAAACAAACUAUGGUUUAGUGUGCAUGAGCAGUGUGCUUGUGCAGAAACGGCGGGUUCUUCAUUCCUCACUGCCUCACACUUGCGGGGAACAAGUCUGAUCCGAACCUGAGCUUAUGGUUUGUUUCCUCCAAACAGGCAAUAAGCCAAGAACACACUUUGCUUCUGCUCAUGCUUUAAACAGUGAUGAACAAACCAUAAGCCCAGCUUAAGCCAGACAGUGCCUGGUUUCCCUGAAGCAGGAAUGGGGAAGAACGAAGAGCCUUUAGUUGCAGCAACCUGCUACUCAUUCACAUUAAAGCAGGGUUAAUAAGCUACAGUUUAAUGUGACAUUCCAAGCAGGCUGCGCGCACACACGUAUAUUGUACCUUUAUUUCAAAACAUGGAUUUCUAUUCAUCCCUCUCUGGCUAUUUACAGAAGCAGAGAAAGGCAAUUUGCCGGCCGGCUGAAAUGCCCAGGUUCUUGUAGAAACAAGUAGUUAGUAAGCAGAGCAGCGUUUCCCCCAUUAAACGGGAAAUAAAUGUUCAUGUUUGGUCAUAAAUAUUUAUUAUCUGAGUGCUGAACAAAUUUCCAAGCUUUCGGUAGAGUCUGCUGCUAAUACAAAUAGAGUACAUGACUGCAGAUGGGCUCAGUGAUUCUGGAGAAAUAGGUGGUGGCCUCUCCCAAGGCCAGUGAUAAUUAGUGAUUGCAAACUCCAUUUGGCCUGACUUGGAAUUGGGCUUGGCAAAAUAUUAGAUGGGAAAUUACAUAGUGGUCUCUCUCUCCCCCCCCCCAACUCAGUUCUACGAUCCGGGCCCUGUUGGAGUUCUGAUGAUACAACCACCCCCUUCCCUUUCCACUCUUGCUAGCAAGGAUUGGGAUGGAGAGCAGAAAUUAACAUAUAUGAGUACAGUUGUGCUGGUAGAGCAAUUAAUUCAGAGAGAGAGCAAAGGUUCCAUGUUCUGUGGAGCUGCUGAGUCAUCCAGAUGUUUUCCUUGCUGGCAAGAGAUGCUCUGCAGGUGUUUCUUAGCUCUUGUGCUGUCUUCAAAGGAUGGUCUAAAUGCAGCUCCAUAACAAUCUAGGUUACCCUUGUAUUGAGCGUAGAGGACAAUAAUUACAACUCUAGACUAUAUCCAGUCAAAAAAUAGAGGCAGGGCCCUUACCCAGCUGUGUUUGCUGAAACUUUGCAAGUCCUAGACAGAUGCCUGGAUCUUUUUCUUCUUCUUCGGCGAUCACUCAUAGCUGAGUAAGAUUGUCUUCCAUAAACACAGCUUUAACAAUGAGUCCGUAAGUGACUGUGGAGGCCAAUUCUGGAUCCACGCAUCCUUCCACAGUGGGGACAUUGGUUUCUGGGCGGGAGUUGAUCACGGUGUGGAUUUGUCAAGUGUGCCUUCCUCUUAGCACGUUUCUCCCUUGCGUCCUGAGCUUGAGUGUCUUCAAAGCGCAUGACACCUUUGGUAAAGGUUGUUCUCCAACUGGAGCGCUCACAGGCCAUUGUUCCCCAGAUAUAGUGGUGCGCUGGAUGAGGGCCAAUAAGUUGAAUUAAUUCUGAUAAGAUACAGGUCCUCUGGAUGACCACACUGAUUGGCGGAAUUGGCCGAUCUACCAUUCUGCAUUUGCAAGAACUCGACAGUUCAGUGUGGCAGCGCCUGCACUUUGGAACUCCCUGCCUAUGGAUAUCAGGCACUGUACUUUUUUUAGCGCUUGCUGGAAACAUUCUUGUUUAGACAAGCCUACCCAGAUGCUUUGAAAGUUGAGGCAAUAUUUAUCUGUUUCAGUAUUUUAACUUUUGUAUGUUUUAAAGUAUGGCUGUCAUGUUUCUUGAUUUCCUUGUGUGUGUUUUUUUGUAGACCACUUUGAGGUGGUUUGUUUGUUUGCUUGUUUUGCAGUAGAGUGGUGUAUAAUAAUUAUGGAACAAAUAAAUACAUGAGUAGUUCCCAGCUGAGAACUGAGUAAAUUGCUUAUUCUGGGGCUUGGGGGAUUGCACUCACUAUUAAAGAACAGGUGUAUAGUCUGGUGGUGCUCCUAAAACCAGCACUCACCUUGGAGGCUUAAGAGGCUUCUGCUACUAAAAAUUUCUUUUAUCGGCUGCGAAUAUUUCUGAGUAAUAAGAGCUUUGCCGCUGUGGUGCAAGCACUGGUAAUCUGGAAUCAGCGUUCAAAAUUUGCCAGGCACAUUUUGCACCUGACUUAUUGGCCACUUGCGACCAAGCGAAGAUGCCCAGGUGCCAGGAUGGUACCUAACGUCUCCACCAUUUGGAGGUGUGUGCCUGGGGAUCCUGGAUCUUGACUGUUUUCACACAUUAGCAACACAUCCUGUAGAAUUCUAGCCGUUGUAUUUUAUCUGCACCGUCAGAAUGAAUUUCAGGAAGAAUACGAUCUUCGAGCUGUCUGGCACCAAAAUGGCAACUAGGUAUUUUGUUUUUGCGACUGUAACCUUGGUUUAAGGAGCCAUUUGGUGCCUAGCUUAUAGUAUAUAUCUGAGUUUCUAACACUGCCUUGAAUUGGAUUGCUGUAAUGCGCUUUAUGUGGGGCUGCCCGUGAAACUGGCUUGGAAACCUCAGCUAGCGCAAAACUCUGUAGCUAGGCUGUAGUCAAGAGUGGCCUCAUACAAGUAUGUAACACCAGUCCUGAAAGAAAAACAUUGCCAACAAGCCAUCAAAAGCAUUCUUCAAAGUACUUGUGUCGGUUUGUAAAUCCAUAUGCAGCUUAUAUCGAGGAAUGAGUUUAGGGUGCUAUUUUCUGUUAUCAUCAUUGCAGAUUUAAACGAUGACUGCGACUCUCUCGCUUUUGGCAAGGAGAAACAUUUUCCGAUUUAUUGGCCUUAAUUGGGCGCCCAGGCCAUGUUGCUUCUGGAGCUGGGAAUUUGUUAAACUUUUAAUCAUGUUUGGCCUGUUUGUUUUGCUAGAGUAAAUAGCAGAUGUUUGUCCGCAGGGUUGGUUUGGGAUCAAUUUGCCCUCAGCCUUUGAGAGAGAGAGAAAGAAAGAAAGAAAGAAAGUAGGAGAUAAAGGGCAGAAAAUCAAAACAAACACAUUACCUCCAGGGGAACACCAGUUAACCUGACACUGGCAGGGAGUCUCGCUGGAGUCGUCUUACUGAGGUUGCUCUCCCUCCUUGGCAUCUUGAACAUUGCGAGGGAACCCUGAGACGUGUACUGUCCAGGGAGUCUGUUAUCCAAACUAACAAACAGGGCACCCUUGGGAGGCAGGGAAUGCAUUUCUCAGCAUUACUGUAUGUUCCUGCUUUUGCCAAGUUCAGAGUGCUGGAAUGAAUUACGAUCUGAACCAGGGGAGAUGAACUUGGGAGAUGAACGGUUCUCAGAUCCUUCCAGGCAGCAAUAUCUCCCAUCCGCAACCACCCUAAAACUGACCCAACUUGCUGUGUUGCUAUCAGAAUGACAAUAUAAUGCACAUGAGGCACACUGAAUGAUGAAAAGUGUAUAAAUGCUGCUAUUACGCAUUUCUUGAUUUAGAUUGCAUCAGCAAUUAGAGAAGUUGUUGCUGUUUGUGUGUAGUGUGGCUCUUAAUAUUGUAAUUACAAUGGAGAAGUGGGAGGUUCAGAUCACGUGUAGCAAACCUAGUGUGAUGCUAUAUUUACAACUUCGAAGGGCAGUUAGGGGUUCCAUACUUCAGAUUUGUAGUUCAGAGCCAAAUGAUACAUUAAAUGUGUAUUUGUAUGUAUGUGCCUUUUGAAAAAUUGCCACGGUGGUCUCUAACACAAAUCAGGACCACAGGUGUGAGGGGGGGAAUUAAAACCACCCGUCCUCUAAAGUGGCUAUUUUCCCCUGGAGGGAAGCUGCAAUUGCAGUUUUUUGAAGAAGAAAAAACCACACCAUGCAAAUGCUUAUUUAACAUAAUGUGUAGUUUGGCUCUCAUUCCCAUUGCCAUUAUGCUACAUUAACUCUCAUAAGGACCAUGCAAGAAGAGGAUACCACCCCUCAGCUUAAAAGGGGGAACGUUCCCUGGGAUCAUGUGGGGUCAAACCUUUGCAGAAUUACACGCUGUCUCCAUAUGCCUGUGCUAGUGGUUAAAUGUGUGUCUUUAUCCUCGCAUGGGGUAGGGAGUGUUAUACUUGGGUGGUUGCCAUCGCUGGGAGAUACAAAGGAAGGAAUGCUCAGCAAACAUCUUUGCUUGUGUACCAUCUGUCUGCUUUCAGCCACAUGACAUGACGAAAAAGAUUCCACGGUAGAGCUUUCGUUUCUUUCAGUAGCGUGAUUCACCCACUUUCUUCCACAGACCAAAAAUUCUCUCCUCUUUGUAGCCAAUAUGGAUGGAGCUUUAGAAUUCUUCUCUGAUAGUUAAAUAUUUUGAGUGUUCAUAGUUGAAAAAGAAAUCAAUAUGUCUUUCUCCUCUCCCCACCUCUUCCAGCAAGUCUGUCAGGUGUAUCUGGGUAUUGUUUUUUGUUGGAUAUUAUGGUGUGGUAUUUUUAAGUUUUUAUAUUGUAAACUGCCCUGGGAUUUCUGGAUGAAGGAUGGUAUAUAAAGUGAAAUAAUAAUAAUAAAAACUUCAAUAAUUUAAUGUGGCAAUUUCUGGAGUUAAGACCUCGAGUCUAGGAAUUUCUUGAAACUUUCACAAGACUUACACUGCAACCCCUUGUGUGUUUGUUUCAGAAGUGGAUCUUUACCCUAAGAAACCAGGGGGGAGAUUUUUUUUUAAUGGCAAGGGCUGCCUUUGAAUCCAUUGAAACGAAUGCGUAGGUUUGAAAAGCUAGCCACCAAGCUUCCUUUGGUGACUAUGAGUUAUGUGCUCACAACCUGCUGCCUGAUGAAAGCAUGAUGUGCGAGAUCCCCUCUCCUGAGUUUGUUGUGUGUUGUAGAAAUCUCAGAGGGGAAACUUGCUUUUGUCUAGACGGGAGAGCGAACAGCCCUUCUGCUUUCCUGAGUUCCAGAGGUCUUUGGGCAGGAUUGGGGUCAUCUUCCCUCUGUGCACCAGGAUUCGCUACGACUGUUGCAGCAGCAGUCGUCCUUUCGAGCACAUUCAGCGUUACCGCUUGAGCCAUGCUGUGCUUUGGAGAUGCUGAAAAGCGAAGGACACAAUACGAAUUCUUGCUGCUUUUAAGUGUCUACAGAUCCCAGUGCAAAGUGGCCUCCCUUCUCCUUGGGAAGAAUUGAGCAAAGUAAUUUCACCUGUGCCAUGGAAAGAGAAGACCGCAUGCUGCUGCUUCUAAUCCCCUCUAGUAGGAUGUGGAUCAUUAGUAGAGUACCCAUCCCAAUAUGCUAAUAUUUGGGGGCGGGAUUGGUGAUGGCACACCAGAAGAGGGAUGCUAAGGUCAUGGCACAUUAUUCAGUUUAAGAGGCUGACCCAGUUUUGAAAAAGGCAAUUCCAUGCUAGGAAUCAUCAGAAAAAGGAAUCGAAAAUAAAAUUGCCAGCAUUGAAGCAGGUUUCUGCAAAUCUGUCGGGCACCACACUUUGAAUACUCUGUGCAGUUCUGGUUGCUGCUAGAAGGAUAUUGUAGAACUAAGAAAAUGGCAGCCCAAUGAUCACGUGGCUGAAACAACUCCUCUGUUUGGAGCUAUUUAGUUUGGGGGGGGAGGAGAUAAGGGGGACAUGCUAGAGUUGUAUACAAUUAAUGCUUGAUGUGCAGAAAGUGAACAAGGGAGAAGCUUUUCUCUCACACAUAUUUCUGGAUCCCAGGGCCAUCCAGUGAAUCUGAAUGGUAAGAGAUUCAGGGCUGCUGCACCGUGCUGAACACGCGGAAACUCCUUUGCCUCUCUUGGGAGGGAUACUUUUGUGUGUUUGGGGAAACAUGAAAAGCAGCGUUUGUAUGAAAUGCCCCAGACACAGUGAACAUGUAAAUCGCCAGCAGACCGAUGUCCAUGUAGAAUGAUCCGCUACCUCUAAAAACCGAUUUGAAUGCCAGAAAUAGUUGUUUUGGAAGGAAGGCUUGGACUUUCAGCAAAUGCUUAUUGCAAGGCUUCCAUGGAAGUGUGUCAUGUCUGUGAGCAACGUAUGUAUUAUAAUCGCAUUGUUUUAGGGUGUUGUUUUUAGGUAUGACUCUCUAGACCAGGGGUCGGCAACGUGCGGCCCACGAAGACUGCUUUACCGGCCCACAAUCUGCCACUGAACCAAGCCGCCUGCUCGGCGAGUCCCCCGCGCCUUGCAUUAAACUGGCACGGCACGGGGACUCACCGAGUGGCACUGGAAAUUGCAUCUGUGCACGCGCAGAUACUGGAAAUCGCGUCUGCGCAUGUCCAGACACCAAAAAUCGCUUCUGCCCAGCCACGAUUUUCGGCAUCUGGGCAUGCGCAGAAGCAAUUUCCGGCAUCACGCUGCGCCAGUCCGGCCCACAGACGGUCUCAGUGGGAGUGAUCCAGCCUAUGGCGGGUAAACCUUGCCGACUCCUGCUCUAGACCAUGCUUCUAUCCAGAUACAAUAUGAAGAGUUGGCAUUAGGCUCACCUAAAUCGUAUUUUAUUCUUCCAUUAGAACAUGUACAUGUUAUAGGACAAGUCAAAAAAUAUAAUUGGCAUGUUAAGGUUUGAAACAAGUAAAUUCAGUAAUAGGCUAUCUUGUUCUUCUAAUAGCUCUGACACUGAAUAACUGUUUUGGUGACUAAAACACAGCUUGAUAAACAAAAUUAUAUGCAUACAUAUAAAAAAGAAGCCAUUAACAUUAAAUUUAUUAUCAUUAUAUGAUAUUAUAUUUCAGUAUGUCAACCUCUGGUAAGUGGCAUCUUGUACCAUUGAAUGGCACUGUAAAAACCAGUUACUGGCACUAAAUAAACAUAUAGAAACGUCAACUGCUUAAAUCAAAGGCACCUCAUGUGCUGUUACACAUAAUUGUAUAGGCCUAGGUACUUUAAAGUGUGUAAAGCAUUAAAGCGAUUUUUGUAAAAACAACAACACUGUAUGGCCAAGGGUAUAGAAUUGCUUAGAAUAAGAUUACACAAAAAUAGAAAAAAGGCUAUUACAUACAGUUGAAAUACAUACGAAUUCAAGUGUUCAUCAAAUUGAAUGAAUAGCAUUUUUAAAGCUUUAAAAAAAUAUGUUUUCUGUAGCUAACAUUUCAGAACUGUCUAUGGUGAAUGACACAAUACCCAGUAAUGUAGCUGCAUAAAAAACAACAACCCAACAACAUUAUUCAUUACUUACAGUGGCAAUAUCACAGCUUGACUUAUUGUUUACUAGAUUUUUUAAUGUGGGUCGUAAAACUGGUUCUUACAUUAGAAUUUACAGUUUGCGGAGAAUAUUCUCCGGAGAAUUUUCUAGCAGAGAAUAUUCUCAUUCUCGAGAAUGCUCUCCGGAGAAUAUUCUCACCUCACAUCACUAGUGAUAGCAUUGAUCUCACCCUGAAAAAGAGAAGCGGUUGAGAUGCUUGCUGCCAACCAGUUAAAGUGUUACUUGGCACUUGGACCGAAUUCACGCCUGGGAGAAGCAGCCCAGGGAUCCGUGCAAACUACCUUAUUAACCGUCUCAAUGUGUUGCCUCAUUUUAACAAUAGUUCGCUUUGUGUCCACAGUUGGAAAAUUCUGAGUUCUGCCUGAGGCCCACCACCACGAUUUGCACUGAAAUUGGAAGCGGCGUGAACACCAGAUCCUUAAGCUAG